AUGGCACAAGUGAGGGCCGACCUGCGUACAAUUUCGCAGGCCAUGUUCACCAAAACAGACGCAGGGGCAAUGGAGGCCUCCCUAAAAUGUUCCAUCCAGGCCAAACUGGCCAUGAUCCGCCAGGACGUUUCUUCAGCCACACUUCAGGCUUCAGCUACAACCUUCUCCCAGCAACAUAAUGCAGUUGAACUGGCAGCCACAAGACAGGGGAACAUGUUGCUGGAUGUUAGACGGCAUAUAGAAGACCUCGACAACAGAGGCAGGAGGUGCAAUAUUAGGAUACGCGGCCUACCUGACAACAUUCAGGGGGAACCACUUGAGGCCAUGCUGCAAGCACUCUUCAAUUUUAUCCUGGGGAAUGAUGAUCCAGAGAAUUUCCAAGUGCAUCGCGCACACAGGGCCCUCCGCCAACCAAGGACAGCUGUUUGCACUCGUUCCAGCAAAUAG
Messenger RNA from Pelobates cultripes (western spadefoot toad), 447 nucleotides. The record is from the annotation of a GenBank genome assembly. Lineage: Eukaryota; Metazoa; Chordata; Amphibia; Anura; Pelobatidae.